AUGGAAAUGAGCACAUCUUUGACGACCAAACUUGAAGUGCUGUCCAAUCGAGUGGUGAAGGAAUCGUUGCACCGCUUGACGACACUGACCCUCACACUAUGCGGACUAAUUAUGGCGGCACUGGUAUCCGGGGUACUCCUAUUCCUGUACAGACGAAACGCUAAGUUCCGCGAAAAGCUUCAGGGAUUGACGUCGAGACUGGACUUGGAGGCCACCGAAGACUAUCAGGAUUUGUGUCGACAGCGUAUGCAAAGCAAGUCUAAUGAGAAACAGGAGCCAAUCCAAGUGACGCCCACUGCGGGCACUGGCGUUCACUCGGGCAAACUGGUGAGCAAACUGUCCCAGUCUAGUGAUGGGGCACAGGCCAGCCCUCCCAGCAGGUCCUCCACAUCAUCCUGGAGUGAGGAACCUGUGGCUUCAAACAUGGAUAUCUCGACCGGACAUAUAAUUUUGGUGAGUUUGUCAGACAAGUGUUGUGAGCACUACUCGCCUUCCUAUAUGGAAGACCAUCUGAAGAAAAAGGAUCGUCUGGAGAGGGAAUGGGAGGCGCUGUGCGCUUACGAGGCCGACCCCUGUUCUACAACAGCGGCCGGUGUGCCAGAAAAUGCUAAGAAAAAUCGUUACCCCGAUACCUUGCCGUACGAUCACUCCCGGGUCAUCCUCAACGACUUGGCCAACAUUUCCGGCUCUGAUUAUAUCAACGCUAAUACUAUCACGGAUCACGACCCCAGAAACCCGGCUUAUAUUGCAACACAAGGACCCCUUCCACAGACAGCCCCCGACUUCUGGCAGAUGGUAUGGGAGCAAGGUAGUGUCAUAAUAGUCAUGUUGACCCGACUCAUGGAGAACGGUGUGGCGAUGUGUCACCGGUAUUGGCCUGAAGAAGGCAGCGAACUCUACCACAACUAUGAGGUGCAUCUGGUGUCUGAGCACAUCUGGUGCGACGACUAUCUCGUGAGGAGUUUCUAUCUGAAGAACCUGAAGACCAGCGAAACCCGUACAGUGACUCAGUUCCACUUCCUGUCGUGGCCCGAGAAUGGAGUUCCUCCCAACGCUAAGGCCAUACUUGAGUUCAGGAGGAAAGUGAACAAGUCUUAUAGGGGCCGGUCGUGUCCUAUCGUAACGCAUUGCAGUGACGGAACUGGUCGGACGGGCACCUAUACGCUGAUUGACAUGGUGUUGAACCGUAUGUCUAAGGGGGCCAAAGAGAUCGACAUCGCGGCCACUUUGGAGCACAUCCGCGACCAACGUAUGGGAAUGGUUCAGACGAAGGCUCAGUUCGAGUACGUGCUGACAGCUGUGGCCGAGGAGGUUCAGGCCAUCUUAAAGGCAUUGCAACAGAACUGAAUGCCAUAGACAGCCACUGACAGCCCCAACACAUACACACACCACCCAUACAACAACUACACAACUAUUUAUUAUAUAACCACAAAUACAACCAUUCAAUCCCACGGCUGACAAAUAAUGUUCAUAUUUUGUUUGAAUGCUUUCUAUUAUUCUUUUAUGAAUAUCUAUUCAAAACAAAUUAAGUUAUAUUUUUCUAAUGUUAGCCACGAUUCUCGUUUCUCUCAGUCUCUCACUACUCUCCCUCCCUGUCUCUCACUCCUGUCCACAGCUUUUAUGUCUCGUAGCAUUUACUUUCAAUUCACUUAUUUAUGAAUUAUUGAAAGCAUUGGAAAAUUCAAUUUUAGUAACAGAUUUUAUUUUGAGUAGUGUUUUAUUGAUCUCAUUCUGUAAUUCUUGACUUGAGUUUAACUUUUUAUUAUUUAUUUGAAUUACAAGAAUAUGUCGACUCUAUAUUUAUAGAUCUUUUAAAUAAAUUAAAAAUACCUCAUAUUUCAAUGAAAUACAUACUACGAGACGAGACAAACAAGAAUUGUUACUGACUUUCAAAUCAUUAUAUAUAAUGUAAUCUGAAUAAUAGUACACAGUAUUACUUUUAUUUCCCGAUAUUUUAACCUUAACUGAGUUUCUAUAACUCAUAUCAACUGCUAGUAUGUUAUGAAUGUCUGAAUUGAAAUUAAUAAUUACUUUAUUUUUAAAUUAAAUAAUAAUAUCACUGUAAAUGCGGAAAUAGAAAUUAUUACUUAAAAAAUAUUUUUAAAUGUAUUAAUAAUCACCAAUGGAUAGGAUCAGAAAUUCUCGUUUAUAACUAUUUUUAAUAAAAUUUUAUAAAUUAUCCGCAAAAACUUUACUUCUAUUUGAGGUCUAAAGCCCAUUAUUAUUUAAAAUACAAACUAUGAUAACAUUAAAAUUAUAUUCAAAAUUAUUUGGUAAUAGUUAUAAAACAAGAAUUUCUAAACAGUAUUUGCUUUUGAAAUAAAAUACCAAUUCCUUGAGUAAUAUAUGAAAUCUUAGCGAAUAAGUGAUUUAAUAAUAAAUGAAAUCUUAUUAUAUCUCAAAUGCUUUAUAUAAUUAAUACCAGAGUCUAUCACUAAUAAAUGGUUUUUGAGUAAUGAUUUCUAUUUCCACAUAAGCCCUGAUCCGUACCCCAAAUCUGUAUUUUCUAUUAAUGGGUACGGAUUUGGAAUUACAGCUUAUUUUACAAUUUUUCAAAUAUUUAUUGUUUUAAACAUUAAUAGUGUUUUUGGUGUUAACAACAAAUAAAAUUCUAUAAAUUCAUUACAAAUUUUAUGUGUUUGUAAGUUAUGGUGAGUUAUUCGCAACAAAAACUAAAAGUUAUAUUUCAUUAUUAUUAUUAGUGUUAUUAAUACUAUAAGAGUUAGCCAAUAUAUAUAUUUACUAGUACUAAAUCAUUUAAGCUUUUAUUUAUGAGACGGGUCAUCUCAGAGAAAAAAACAUAAUCUGAAAAUCCAAUUCCUAGCGAUUAGGGCAAUGGUUGCGGACAAUGAUGUGUAGUGUCUGUGAUGUCCGCGACUACUGUGUUGUGAAACAAACAUUUAUUAUACAUUCAAAUGACCCAAAAACUGGAGCACUCACUGAUGGCUACAAUAAAUAAAAGUAUUGCAUCUCUUAUAUUAUAUUUUGCUAUAAUCUGACGAUAAAUAUAAUUUCCAAAAUCAAUACAAUUGAUAAAUGCCUUUCCAGUUGACGCGACAAAUGACACAUAGGUUUUUGUCAUCGAUUUAAUCAAAUUGUGUUUUUGUUUGUUAUGACUUUUUUAUGUUUUAAUUGUAAAACAUUGUAAUUAACAAAAUUAUUUAUUAUAACAAAAAUAAUUUAUUAACGUUUGAUUUAUGGAUAAAUUUUAUUGAUACAAAUAAUGAAUAUUUUGGCCAAACAAACAAAACAAAUGGCAAAUGAUAUCACUUAUUAUGCUAUGAUUUUAAGCACAAAUUGUUAUACUUAUAUAAAGUUUAUUGUAUUGAAAUACUUCUAACAAAUUAAUUUUUUUAGUUGUAAAAAACAAUUAUAUCAAUCAAAACUACUAUUUAUUAUAACAAAUGAAUGUAACAUUUAUUUCGCAUUUAAUUUACUCCCAUUUGAUGUAUCGAUUAAUGUAUGAGAAACUGAUUGACAUUUACUUAUAUUCAUAGUAUUAUAAU
Molecule: messenger RNA, 3506 nt
Organism: Oppiella nova
Lineage: Eukaryota; Metazoa; Arthropoda; Arachnida; Sarcoptiformes; Oppiidae
Source: the annotation of a GenBank genome assembly